Messenger RNA from Leucoraja erinaceus (little skate), 1701 nucleotides. Its product is annotated as zinc-binding protein A33-like. The coding region runs from base 46 to 1653 and encodes 535 amino acids. The record is from RefSeq and is a predicted model, not a curated record. Lineage: Eukaryota; Metazoa; Chordata; Chondrichthyes; Rajiformes; Rajidae. The transcript is spliced from 8 exons. Gene Ontology annotation, molecular function: zinc ion binding; protein binding.
UCAGGGGAAGGCAAUGCGUUUGAACCAGGAAGAGGAGGAGUCGGAAUGGCUUUGAAAGACCAGGUUGAGAGUUUAACGGAGGAGGUAGUUUGUCCCAUCUGCCUGGAUUACUUCACCGAUCCGGUGUCACUGGAGUGUGGGCACAACUUCUGCCGCUCCUGUAUCACACAGAGUUGGGACAAGGAGGCGAGAAACUCCUGCCCGGAAUGUAGAGAGCAGUUUACAGGCCGCACCCUCAGGUUUAGUUGGGCCUUGGCGAGACUGUCUGAGAAAGCUCGAACACUGAGCCUGAAUCGGACAGAGAAGGAAAGUAAACUUCAGUGCGAGGAACAUCAGGAAGAACUGAAGCUGUUUUGUGAAACUGACAAGAAGCUGAUCUGUGUGCUUUGUGCAGGUGGGCGGGAACACAGAGAUCACCGCUUCAUGCUGGUUGAUGAAGCUGUUGAAACCUACAAGGAUCAGGUGAAAUCUUCCAUCCAGUCUCUUGCAAAAAAGCAAUCAGGGAUCCAGCAAAUGGAGCAGCAACAGAAACAGAAGAUUUCUAGAGUUCUGGAACAAUCACACAACAUUCAGUCCAAGAUCACAUCCCAGUAUGCUGAACUGCACCAGAUUCUCACUGAGAAAGAGCAGCGCGCACUGGCAGAUAUCCGGGAGGAAGAGAAGAAGAUUCUAAAUACAAUGGAGAAAAAUCUUGGAAAGAUUCAAGAGAAUUUAAAUUCCAUUCAGGAGGAACUCUUAAAGUUGCAACAACAGAUGCAUCAAAAAGACAGUGUGGUGCUUCUGAAGGAGGAAGCUGGUUGUAAGCAAAGGGUUCGUGAUGAUGCCAAACCACUGUCGGUGGUAGAUGAAGCCUUGCAGAUUGAAAAGUUUAAUUGCCCUGUUUCGUUCAACACUGCAUUCAAAGAAAUAUCUGAUGACCUCAAGUCCUACCCUGCACUACAGUUUGGUGAAAUGAAAGUGUGCAGUCACAAAAUGGAGAAAACUGGGCGCAAGCGAAGGGUUCGUGAUGAAGCCAAACCACUCUCGGUUGUAGAUGAAGCCUUGCCGGUUGAAAAGUUUCAUUGCCCUGUUUCGUUCAACACGAUAUUCAAAGAAAUAUCUGAUGACUUCAAGCAAGUCUCUGUCACCCUGGAUGUGGAAACAGCGCAUCUGCAGCUCAAGGUGUCUGAGGAUCGGAAGAGGGUGAGAUGGACCGAGUCCCGGAGGCGUCUCCCUGACACCGGGAAGAGGUUUACACACUGUACGUGUGUGCUGGGAUCGGAGGGAUUCACAUCGGGGAGACAUUACUGGGAGGUGGAGGCGGCGGGGAGUCUGUGGAUUCUGGGAGUCGCCGCAGAGUCUGUGGAGAGAAAGAGAUCGGUCACACUGACCCCAGAGACUGGAGUCUGGAGCAUGUGGCGGGGGUGGGGUGAUGACGUGUUUGAUGCACUCACCUCCCCACCAUCCCAUCUCCCCGCCCGUCCCAUCCCCAGGAGGCUGGGAAUUUAUCUCAGUUACGAGUCCGGGACAGUUUCAUUUUACGACACGGACACCAAGUCCCAUCUCCACACCUUCACUGGGAAUAAUUUCACGGAGAAACUUUAUCCUUUCUUCUGGACUCAGGAUCUAAACCAGUGGCUGAGAAUCUGCUCCCGUUCCGCUCCGGGUGUGUAAAAAAAUGUAAAUGUGGGAAGAGUGAAAUAAACAGCAACUGAAAUCAGA